UAAUAAUACCGAAUCUCGUAACGGUAUUAUAUAAAUCAAUGAAAACUAUAUAAACGCCGACGCGUGUCUAUAGGUGCGAUGAACCGCAAUAAACAAAUCCAUCAUUCUGAUUUCUACGUCAAGAAAAAUGCAUUGUGGCACUUUCCUACGGAUACACCCAAGACUGAUGAUGAAUUCAAAUCGCGAUUCAAAAGACCUAACGUGAAGAAGAAAAAGAAAAUAAGGAAGUUGCCGAAAAGACUUGAAAAUCCAGUGGAAAUGUGGAAAUAUUUCAUUUCGCACACGAGUCUUCACGGCCUAAAAUACAGUCAAGACGAAAAUUUGUACCGAAUCGAACGAGUCAUUUGGGUCUUGUUAUUCAUCGCAGGGGCGUAUUCAACUGUGAGAGUAAUCUUCGAACUGUACGGAAAUUUUCAGGCUAAACAAACGAAUAUUUUUAUCGAUGACUUGAAUCACGAUAUUUUUCACAUUUCCUUUCCGAGCGUUACAAUAUGCCCUAGUUCUCGCGUGGAUUGGGAGGAGGCUACCAAAAUAGCGAGUACAUUGAUACCUGCGACGAAUAAAAAAGCUACCAAUACUUUCUUCGAAAUUUUGGCGAAUAUGUCUAAUGUCAAGAUUGCCAAUUUAGACAGAUUGAACGUCUCAAUUAAUGAUGAUGAACUUGAAUACCUCACGAGGAUCAAUAUAUCCGACGUAUUGUUUAAAGUUUUGCCGAAAUGUGACAAGAUAAUAUUCAACUGUUCUUGGAGUUACGUAACGGUGAACUGCUGUGAAAUAUUUGAGGUGCAACGAACCGGCUAUGGUUUUUGUUACACUUUCAACUCUUUGACCUCAGUAGGAAAGCUCCCCGAGGAACCUAGAAACGCUCAUGCAUAUGGCGUCCGUAGUGGUUUGAGAUUUGUAACACAGAAUAAUUUUCAAUACCCGCCGCGUCAUUCAAAUAAUGACAAAAUUAACUCGGUGUUUAUGAUAUCACAUCCGAAAGCAAUGUUCCCGACAAAAGGUCGAUACGUAGCUUCUGGCAGGCGAUAUAACGUAGAUCUGAAAUUCACGACUGCCAUUUCUUCAAAUGAAGUGUUGGAGUUAGAAAAUGAUGAGAAUCCACCUUGCAAGCACGAAAAUGGAUCAUACCAGUUCGUGAAUUGCUUGUCCACGUGUAAACGAAAUUAUAUUCAAAAGCUGUGCGGUUGUACCCCAAGUUUCUUUUUUCCUAUGGCUGAUAAUUCGUCCCGAGAGUGUAACAUUCAAGAUUUGCAAUGUCUGGCAAAAGAGAGGAAGGAAAUUAACGAGGUUCACUUUUCACUGGCCGGCGAACAGCCGCACGUAAUUAAGACGAUGUGCAACUGCCCACCGGAAUGCGAAUAUUGCAACUAUGAUGAUUAUGUGAUAGGAACUCCUUAUUACAAGCCAGACGCAAUUAUGUUGGACGUUCAUUACGAUGGCCCGACAGGUGUUCGAUACAAAAGAGUCAUUCGGGUUUCGCGUUUAGAUAUGAUGGUGCAGUUGGGUGGAAUUUUCGGAUUGUUCUUGGGCGGCUCGCUGCUGACCAUCUUGGAAUUCCUGUACUGCUUCGUCGUCGGGCUGACACUUUACGUCUAUCAGAGGCUCGUCUGCAACAAGAGGAAAAAGGAUUCGCUGAAAAUUCAAAAUAUUAUUAACGUGACGUCGUACAGUAACGAAAAAAGAAUUUAUCCGCUUCUCGAUUUUCCGCCACGAGUUUUGAACAGAAAGAAACCCAAAUUUUAAUUGGAUAAUUCAGUAACAUUAUUUAUUGUAUCAUAUCAUAUUAUUGCUGUAUUUUUGAACUAUUUGUUAUACUGCAUUUGCGCAGCUUUCUUAGAUGCAGAGUAAAUAUUUCUAUGACAUAGAUAUUAGUAAUAAACAGCACGUGUACCGAAAUAAGUAGUUUCAAUAAAUAGAGCGCGUUAUAUAUACUUAUUUUGCCAAAAAAUUUGAAUUUUUUUAUCAACCGGAAGUUCUGUGCGACCGUCAAAACCUAACCAAAAUUAGAUUGAUUUAUCCGGUCGGCUGUUGCGCAUGCGCAACUGCGGGAUACACUUUUCUGCUGGUGGCUCGUCUUGGCUUUCCUGCAGCUAUCGUAAAAUACGGUUAUCACCGAAAACCUA
This is a messenger RNA of Nasonia vitripennis (jewel wasp), 2126 nucleotides long. Its product is annotated as pickpocket protein 19-like. The transcript has 8 exons. Gene Ontology annotation, biological process: sodium ion transmembrane transport. The record is from RefSeq and is a predicted model, not a curated record. Gene Ontology annotation, molecular function: ligand-gated sodium channel activity. Bases 79 to 1746 code for a protein of 555 amino acids. Gene Ontology annotation, cellular component: membrane. Lineage: Eukaryota; Metazoa; Arthropoda; Insecta; Hymenoptera; Pteromalidae.